Molecule: messenger RNA, 2402 nt
Organism: Salvia hispanica
Lineage: Eukaryota; Viridiplantae; Streptophyta; Magnoliopsida; Lamiales; Lamiaceae
Product: stromal 70 kDa heat shock-related protein, chloroplastic
Biological process (GO): protein folding
Molecular function (GO): ATP binding; ATP-dependent protein folding chaperone
Source: RefSeq, a predicted model, not a curated record
UCCAUUCUCCAAAAUCUUUAAGUCUCUCCCAAUUCUCAUUUCUCACCAAUUGCCACAAAAUGGCGUCCUCAACUGCUCAAAUCAACGCUCUCGGCGGCGUGGCUCACUUCACAACCGUCAAAUCCUCCAGAGCCCAUCCCAAUAGAACCGUAUUUUUCGGCACCAAGCUCAACGCCAGCUCCGGAUUGAAGCUCAAGAGUAGUAAGCAUCGGCGCGCCUCUACUUUCCGUGUGGUGGCGGAGAAAGUAGUCGGAAUUGACCUCGGCACCACCAAUUCCGCGGUGGCGGCAAUGGAGGGAGGAAAACCUACCAUCGUCACCAACGCCGAAGGCCAGCGCACCACGCCCUCUGUGGUCGCCUACACUAAAAAUGGCGAUAGGCUGGUAGGCCAGAUUGCGAAGAGGCAGGCCGUGGUGAAUCCAGAGAAUACAUUCUUCUCCGUGAAGAGGUUUAUUGGGAGGAAGAUGUCCGAGGUCGAUGACGAGUCCAGGCAGGUUUCGUAUAAUGUCGUCAGGGAUGAAAACGGGAACGUCAAGCUUGACUGCCCUGCCAUUGGUAAACAGUUUGCAGCUGAGGAAAUUUCCGCUCAGGUUUUGAGGAAGCUUGUUGAUGAUGCAUCGAAGUUCUUAAAUGACAAGGUUACCAAAGCAGUAGUUACAGUCCCUGCCUACUUCAAUGAUUCUCAAAGGACAGCAACCAAGGAUGCCGGUCGCAUUGCUGGAUUGGAGGUUCUCCGCAUUAUAAAUGAACCAACUGCUGCAUCAUUGGCCUAUGGUUUCGAGAGGAAAAGCAAUGAAACUAUUCUGGUUUUUGACCUAGGAGGUGGAACUUUUGAUGUCUCAGUCCUUGAGGUUGGUGAUGGUGUGUUUGAAGUGCUUUCUACUUCCGGAGACACUCAUCUUGGUGGUGAUGACUUUGAUAAGAGAGUUGUCGACUGGCUUUCUGCGGAUUUCAAAAGGAAUGAAGGGAUAGAUCUAUUGAAGGACAAACAAGCCCUUCAGCGUUUGACGGAGACUGCAGAGAAAGCCAAAAUGGAACUUUCCUCUUUGACUCAAACUAACAUUAGUUUGCCUUUCAUUACUGCCACUGCAGAUGGCCCUAAACAUAUCGAGACCACACUUACACGAGCUAAGUUUGAGGAACUGUGCUCAGAUUUACUUGACAGGCUAAAAACCCCAGUUCAAAAUUCAUUGAGGGACGCGAAGCUUUCCUUGAGUGAUAUAGAUGAGGUAAUUCUGGUGGGUGGUUCCACUCGUAUUCCAGCAGUUCAGGAGCUUGUUAAGAAGAUGACUGGAAAGGACCCAAAUGUUACUGUGAAUCCCGAUGAAGUGGUAGCCCUUGGAGCUGCUGUUCAGGCUGGUGUUUUGGCGGGAGAUGUUAGCGAUAUUGUCCUUUUGGAUGUAUCACCAUUAUCUUUGGGACUGGAAACACUUGGUGGUGUGAUGACAAAGAUUAUUCCCAGAAAUACCACAUUACCCACUUCAAAAUCAGAAGUAUUUUCAACUGCUGCGGAUGGUCAGACCAGUGUCGAGAUCAAUGUCCUUCAAGGUGAAAGGGAGUUCGUCCGGGACAACAAAUCCUUAGGCAGUUUCCGCCUUGAUGGAAUUCCACCUGCUCCCCGUGGUGUCCCACAGAUUGAGGUCAAGUUUGAUAUUGAUGCGAAUGGAAUCCUCUCAGUUACUGCUAUAGAUAAGGGAACUGGGAAGAAGCAAGAUAUCACGAUUACUGGUGCCAGCACAUUACCUGGUGAUGAGGUGGAGAGAAUGGUCAGUGAAGCUGAAAAAUUUGCAAGUGAAGACAAGGAGAAGAGAGAUGCAAUAGAUACUAAGAAUCAGGCUGACUCAGUAGUUUACCAAACGGAGAAGCAGUUGAAGGAACUUGGUGACAAAGUUCCUCCCCCUGUAAAAGAGAAGGUUGAGGCCAAACUUGGAGAACUGAAGGAUGCCAUCUCUGGAGGAUCAACCCAAGCAAUGAAGGAUGCCAUGACUGCACUAAAUCAGGAAGUCAUGCAGAUUGGCCAAUCACUGUACAACCAACCUGGUGCAGAACCUGCUGCAGGCCCAACCCCUGGUGGUGGUGCUACUUCAGAAUCAUCGGAGAAGCGACCUGAUGGUGGCGAUGUCAUUGAUGCAGAUUUCACAGACAGCAAAUGAGAGAAUGGGUGGUUAGUCUUACCAAAUUUUGUGGACAAACAAAGUAGCUGGACAAGGGCACUUGAGAAAACAAUAGGAGCGGAGAUAGAAAGAUUAUAGUACAAGCAGCAAUGUAUGCCAAAAAUUUCGAUUGCUUGAAGGUAUGCCUAGACUGUCAAGACUUGUGCUUGAAUAAAGUUGGUAGGUCAUAUUUAGUUGUCAACGUGUCUGAUUUUUGAAAGAUAUUCUAGUUUCUGUAUUUCAGAUGAA